CGUGGUGUUUGACUCCCUCUGGGUGACAGGUCAGGUGCUGUGAGAGGAGCCGUCAUGUCGCUGCAGUUUACAGAUGAGGAAUUUCAGAGCGCCUGGAGGGAGCUGGAUGAGCCGCAGCUGGAGGGAGGAUGGGAGCUCUUCACCGAGACCAUGGGAGUGAAAAUCUACCGGCUCUAUGACAAGGAAACUGGACUUUAUGAGUAUAAAAUCUUGGGUGUGCUCUCCACCUGCACUCCAGAGCUGUGUGCAGAUGUCUACAUGGACUUGGCCUAUCGGAAAGACUGGGAUACAUACGUGAAAGAGCUUUAUGAAAAGGACUUUGGUGGACACACUGCAAUCUACUGGGAAGUAAAAUACCCAUUUCCUCUGUCAAACAGAGAUUAUGUGUACAUUAGGGAGCGGAGAGACCUGGAUGUGGACGGCAGGAAGAUCUGGGUGAUCCUGGCAAAAAGUGCGGCAGAGGUGCCAUGUGAAGAAAAGGGUAGCGUGCUGCGGGUCAAAGACUACAAGCAGAGUGUCGCCAUGGAGAGCGAUGGAGGGUGUGGAACUAAAGUUUUCAUGAAUUACUUUGACAAUCCCGGUGGCAUGAUUCCGACGUGGCUGGUGAACUGGGCAGCUAAGAAAGGGGUUCCAGGUUUCUUAACAGACAUGCAGGAGGCCUGCAGCAAUUACAGCAACUACUGCCAGAAGAAAUGAACGCAGCUGACGGGACAAUGGCUCACGCACAAGGGCUCAAUUUCAUUUUUCUUGUUUUAAUCUUGGGAGGUAUUCUGAAGCCGAAUGAUUAAAUAUGACUUGCCUGUACAGGAUGAAUGUGGCACGGUGCGGGCUGCUACUUGUCGUCGUAGCAUGCUGUUGACUCAGGCAUGAUGUGCAUGACCGGCCACCCUCAUUAUCAGGCUGGUGUCAACUCAAUUCUGUGUCACUGUACUGUAUUAAUCAAUACUCUAUUGUCUUUCUGUGCAAUCACUCUAAGCUCCAGUCCCCCCAGGAUUUAGGAGCUUUCAUAGGAUAUUUAAGCUUUUUUAAUAUUUAUACAAAACACUCCGUUGUUUUAUUACUUUGGGAUCUCUGUGGGUGGUUUGUUCAAACUGCUUGUUGCACAGGAUGUCAUCACUUUAUUUGGUUUUAAAUAUGUUUGGCGUACAUGUGAAAUGUGACGGAUGCAAUGUAACUUGAUUUAUUGUGCUGUAUGUUUGGUCACACUGGAAUCUUCCUACUGUCCAUUGCAAUUCACUGGACUUCAUACAUUAGUUUUAAUGAAGUGAAAAAGACAAAUUGGGCUUUUUGUGAUUCAUUUCUAUGAGUUCUUUACUUAUGCAAUGUUCACGUUCUGAUACUCUGUGCUGAUUCAUUAUGGGUGCAUAUGGUCACAGAUACAGUAUCUGAGAUAAUACUGUAUUGAUUUAGGCUGUACUUCAGUGCUCCUGUUGAUACAGGUGAAUAUGGGUUAAUCUGGUCAUGAAAAGCCUAUUACUGUGUAAUAUUGCAGUGUUAUUAACAUGAAUAAACUUUCAUUUUAAAUUUUA
Messenger RNA from Epinephelus moara (kelp grouper), 1529 nucleotides. It is a transcript of the gene pctp, whose product is annotated as phosphatidylcholine transfer protein. The record is from RefSeq and is a predicted model, not a curated record. NCBI's taxonomy places the organism in Eukaryota, Metazoa, Chordata, Actinopteri, Perciformes, Serranidae. The transcript has 6 exons. Gene Ontology annotation, molecular function: phosphatidylcholine binding; phosphatidylcholine intramembrane carrier activity. Bases 55 to 696 code for a protein of 213 amino acids.